GAGUCUUUCAAGUCCACCCCAAACAGACCACAGUCCCACCCACUCAUCAUCAACACCAAGGACAUAUACACCCCAAAGAUUCCGUGAAAUCCGGUGGUGGUUCCUGGUGGCGACUGGUGGUGCGCAACCACCCACUCUUCCAUUUCCUCCUCCUCCUCCUCCACCCCCAAACCCACAUAACAGAUUUCAGUGACUAGUACCAGUUCUUUAGUAUUUUUUUGUUUUUCUCUCUCUACAAACUUUUGGCCUUUGCCAUGGAUGGUAACAAUAAGCCACAGAAGAAGAUGAAAUGGUUUGUUCCCCUAAUUUUCUCUCUCCUGACAUCCACACUCCUCAUAAUCCUCUCUCUCUUCACCUCCUCCUCCUACCCAUUUCGGCGCAACCCCAUCAAGGCUCCACAAACCCCAUUGUUUGUCGAAUCAAAGCUUCACAUAUCUCCCACACUGACCAAUUCUAUCCCGAGACUUGCUUAUCUGAUUUCUGGGUCUAAAGGCGAUGGAGAGAGCUUGAAGAGGACUCUCAAAGCCCUUUACCAUCCUCUUAACCAGUACGUUGUUCACCUAGACCUUGAGGCCUCGCCGGAGGAGAGGUUGGAGCUGGUGGAUUUUGUCAACAAUGAAGGCUUGUUUCAGAGAGUUGGGAAUGUGAGAGUGGUGGUCAGAUCCAAUUUGAUCACCUACAGGGGACCCACCAUGGUCAGCAAUACGCUCCACGCUGCCGCCAUUUUGUUGAAGGAAGGCGGUGAGUGGGAUUGGUUCAUCAAUUUGAGUGCCUCUGAUUAUCCAUUGGUAACCCAAGAUGAUAUGCUUCAUACCUUGUCAACUAUACCGAGAGACCUUAAUUUCCUUGAGCAUACUAGCGACAUUGGCUGGAAGGAAUUUCAGAGAGCCAAGCCAGUUAUAAUAGAUCCGGGUCUGUACAGCUUGCAGAAAUCAGAUGUAUUUUGGGUCUCGGAAAAACGGAGUAUACCUACUGCGUAUAAGCUUUUCACAGGUUCUGCUUGGAUGAUGCUCUCUCGCCCAUUUAUGGAGUUCUGUCUAUGGGGUUGGGACAACCUCCCCAGGAUAGUCCUGAUGUAUUACGCCAACUUUCUCUCUUCUCCUGAAGGAUAUUUCCACACAGUUAUUUGCAACGCUGAAGAAUUUCUAAACACCACUGUGAACCAUGACCUUCAUUUCAUAUCGUGGGAUAACCCUCCCAAACAGCACCCACAUUUCCUCACUGAUGCUGACUUUCAGAGAAUGGUCGAUAGCAACGCCCCCUUUGCCCGAAAGUUCGGCAGAAAUGAAGCAGUCCUGGACAAGAUUGAUUCUGAGCUUUUAGGCCGUGUUGCUGAUGGGUUCGUGCCAGGUAGUUGGUUUGGUAACGGUGGCACAAACAUAACUGCCCCAAAUCACUUCAUUGCAAAUAUAACUGAACUGAGACCGGGUCCUGGGGCUGAAAGGCUUGGAAAACUCAUUACCAGUUUAUUAUCUGACAAGGAUUUUGAUGCAAAGCAUUGCAUCUAAAACCCAAGAUGUGGUGAUUGACUGCCUUGAAAGGCUCAUAUCGUCUAGUGAAUAAUUGAUGAACUGAUUACUGUUCCUCUGUUCAAUCAAUAAUAGAGGAUUGCUUAUCAGACUACUAUGGAGGCCCCAACCCCAGUAACUAAGGUAGAUGAGAGAUAUAAUACUUGUUGCGAUAUCUAUGUUGGCGAUAUAUACUUGUUGGGAUAUAUUUGUUUCUUUCCAUGGUGAUGUAGAUCAGUAGUGAUGGUGCAAUUAGGACUGUGCAAAAAGCCGUCCAAUCUGCCCUGUUCGUCCGAUCUGCUUCAAUCCGCACCAAACUUUGUGGUUUAAUAGGGUUGGUGUGUAGUGAGGAUUCAAGCCUUUCUAUGGAGCGGGUCGGUUUAUAUGCGGUUCAAAACUGUAUCAUGCAAUUCAAUGUAUUGGUUGGGUCAUGCAAAAGGGUAUAUAGUAUUAGGUUGUCAUGCUUUAUCAA
Messenger RNA from Camellia sinensis, 1980 nucleotides. RefSeq names its product beta-glucuronosyltransferase GlcAT14B. Gene Ontology annotation, cellular component: membrane. The record is from RefSeq and is a predicted model, not a curated record. Gene Ontology annotation, molecular function: glucuronosyltransferase activity. Lineage: Eukaryota; Viridiplantae; Streptophyta; Magnoliopsida; Ericales; Theaceae.